Messenger RNA from Stegodyphus dumicola, 721 nucleotides. Its product is annotated as CRISP/Allergen/PR-1-like. Gene Ontology annotation, cellular component: extracellular region. NCBI's taxonomy places the organism in Eukaryota, Metazoa, Arthropoda, Arachnida, Araneae, Eresidae. The record is from RefSeq and is a predicted model, not a curated record.
ACUUGGGAUCCUGAACUUGAAGCAAUUGCUCAGAAACAUGCGGAGAGCUGCGUUUUUGAACAUGACUGUAGCGAUUGCCGAAGAGUUGAAAGAUUUUCUGUGGGUCAAAAUAUCGUCAUCAAAAAAAAUUCGGAAGCUAUAGAAUCAGCUGAUUGGCAAUGGAUGGUAAAGUCACUGUAUGAUGAAGUCUCCUCGUUCAACAAAACAUAUAUGAAAGCUUACAGCGGUGGAAAUGGUUUUGGACAUUUCAGUCAGAUUAUUUGGGCAACUACGCACAAAAUCGGUUGUGGUUGGGUGUUGUACAAAGAUGGGAACUGGUACAGCAGCUACUUUGUGUGUAACUAUGGCCCAGCGGGUAAUGUGAAUGGUGGUGAAGUAUACAAACCAGGUGAAACGUGUUCAGCGUGUCCGGAAAACUCCUGCUGUGAUAGCUCUUGUUCGAAAUCGGGAUUGACAGCAGAAUAUCCAGGACUUUGUAAAGAAUUGUCCACAGAAUGAUUUCGCCUGCUUUAUCAUCAUAAGGAAAACAGAAUUUUUACAAAAGAGAGGUCUGCUGCAGUCUUCUAACUUCCUCUUAACUGAUCCAGCUCAAAUGUAUUUGGAUUCCUUUAUUUUUGCUUUAAUUUAAAGAAAUUAUGUCAAAAUGUAAUUUAAAAUUAUCAUCCUUGGCUUAGAUAUAGGCAGGUUUCAUAUGGUAUAUUAAAAGAAAGUGUAUGAACUG